AUGUCUUCAGCAGCGCCAUCCCAGCCGGCACCGGCACCUGACCGCGACAGCCAGACCGUCACCCUGCCGGACGGCCGCACAUUGGGCUUUGCCGAGUAUGGCGCGCCCGAGGGUGCCCCCGUCCUUUACUUUCAUGGCUUUCCCUCCAACCGCCUCGAGGGUCAGGCCAUGGACAAAUCUGCCAAGCGCCACAAGGUCCGCCUCUUGUGUCUCGACCGCCCCGGCUACGGCCUGUCUACGCUGCAGCCCGGUCGCCGCAUGCUCGACUGGCCCGACGAUGUCAUGGCCUUUGCUUCGACCCAGAACCUGAGCAAGUUCGGCGUCCUGGGCGGCUCCGGGGGCGGUCCCUAUGUGCUGGCGUGUGCGUCCAAGCUGCCGGCCGGUGUGCUCACACACGUCGGCGUCAUGUGCGGCGGCGGCGCCUUUGACAGGGCGUCCCGGGCGGCGGGAGUGAUCCCUCGCCGGUCGCGCGUGACGGUCUGGUUUGCGACAUAUUGGCCGUGGGCGCUGCGCGUGAUGGUGGCCGGGCUGGCGGGCACGAUCCAGUGGGUGGUGCGAACGCGGAUGGUCUCGCGGUGGAUCGACAACUGGUUUGCGGCCAUGGACAAGAAGCAGGCGGAGCACAAGACGGAAGAGAAACAGAGAAAAGAGGCGGCGAAAGCCAAGGCGAUCGCUCUGGCCGACACGCAAAGCGAAGGCUCUAUUGCCGGGUCCGACUUUGAAGAAGUCGCCGCCGUAGCCGCGUCGGUCGAGUCGCUGUCGACCGUCGCCACGACAAAACCGGGGUCGACCAAGGCUGCCGAUGACGAUGUGCAUGGUGUGCAUGAGGCUGACCCCGAAGACGAGGAGGACGGUGAGCCCAAGCGCAGCAUUCCCGAACGGCGCGAGGCCAUGUUCCGCGCCCUCUUUCACACGUUUGCGCAGGGUGCCGAGCCGACUGUGCAGGACGCCCAGGUGCUGUGCAGCGACUUGGGUUUCCGGUUCGAGGACAUCACAUAUGACCCCGUCAUGUUCUGGCACGGCGACCAGGACACCAACACGCCCCUGCCCUGGAUCCAGCAGAUUACCGACCGCAUGCCGCACGCCGUCCUGAAAGUUUACCCGGGCGAGUCGCACUACUCACUGGUCGGGCACAUUGAUGAGAUCGUCGCAUACUUUUCACCCAAGGCCAGCGAGGCGGGGGAGAAAACGGCUCCCGAGGAUGCGGAAGGCAAAUAG
Messenger RNA from Sporothrix brasiliensis 5110, 1218 nucleotides. Its product is annotated as alpha/beta hydrolase. The transcript has a single exon. NCBI's taxonomy places the organism in Eukaryota, Fungi, Ascomycota, Sordariomycetes, Ophiostomatales, Ophiostomataceae. The record is from RefSeq and is a predicted model, not a curated record. The coding region runs from base 1 to 1218 and encodes 405 amino acids.